Molecule: messenger RNA, 5841 nt
Organism: Sporisorium graminicola
Lineage: Eukaryota; Fungi; Basidiomycota; Ustilaginomycetes; Ustilaginales; Ustilaginaceae
Exons: 1
Coding region: 1-5841 (1946 amino acids)
Biological process (GO): transmembrane transport
Cellular component (GO): fungal-type vacuole; fungal-type vacuole membrane
Molecular function (GO): ATP hydrolysis activity; ATP binding; ABC-type peptide transporter activity
Source: RefSeq, a predicted model, not a curated record
AUGCCGCUCUCGAGGAGCUGUGCCGGGCGUCCGAUCUGGGACGGUAUCGACUGGGAUGUGUGCUUCCAGCAGCAGGUGCUCAACUCGUCCCUGCCUGUGGCACUCGUACUGCUCUCCUUUCUGGUCCUAGUCCUCCAUCAGCUGCGUAGACGCCGUGCGCUCACCGCCUCUGCAGAACAUGUCGCAACUCUCGACCCAGCAGCCUCUUCCUUCUCCGCCGUUCUGCACGCCCAGUCUGCGCAGCAGCCAUCUGCCCACCUCCAUGCCACCCCUCUUCGCUCCACUUUUCGCAGCAUCCUUGCUCUACCCCGUCGCUUGUUGAGUGCCAUCUUGCCCUGGAACUCAUCUCGCAUCAUCCGCAGCAACAGCGUCUCGUCUGCCUACUCGUCUACGCUCCCCUUCGGAUCCUCCAACGGUGCUUCCAAAGCUCGUUCCGCCGCCGCCGCCUCCCAGGCCGCGCUCGAAGUCUUUCACACCGAAAACGCCGUCAUCCUCAACGAGGUCCACCUCACUCCGCCCACCGCUCGCGAUCCUAAGGCCAUACAACAGCUUCGUCGUCUCGAGGUGCUGCGUCGCGUCAUCGAUGUCUUGGGCUCUGUCCUGCUCGCCGCUCUCCAUGCUGGCGACUGGGCUACUGGUUGGCAUUCUAGAAGCUACCAGAUCUACUGGGUCAUUCUGUGGCUUUACCUCGCCUCGCUCUCCGCCUACUCGCUCGCCUCCACGCAUUCCUUCUUCUCCCACAAGGCCGCGCUUAUGUCUGUAUACGUAGCCGUUACCCUCUUCAACCUGCGUACAGCGCUCCUCAACAAUCAUGCCCACCCCAAGCUUCACACUCGCGGCGCCGUCGUGCUCACCGCUAUCGAGCUGUCCAUCGGCUGCAUCGUUCUGGCGCCCACGCUUCUCUUCCCAAUGCAGACCGUCCUGCCUCGCGAUUUGCGAGCCAUCUACACCACCAUGUCCCCAGAGACGCAGCACGGAGUGCCAGGUACCGCUUUUCCUUCGCCGCGCCUCGUCAGCGCCGACCUGCCCUCGCAGCCACGCCCCGGCACUUCCCACAUCGAAGCACCCGUUGCCGAUCUCAUUCCUGCUCCCGAAGAGACCGCCUCGCUUCUGUCCCGGGCCACCUUUGGCUACGUUACCCCCGCCAUUGUUAAGCACUAUAGGACCCAGUUCACGCUCGCUGCCAUUCCGGAUCUGCCAGUGGCCGACAAGGCUGCGGCCGUGGUCGCGUGUUUCCGUGCCUACACCUCCGCUCGGUCCGACGACCAUCGACGUUCGUCCCCUUCUUCGCGCACCUCGCCCAAGAAUGGCCUGCACUCCGGUCUUGCUCCUUCCACCCGGCCGCUUUGGCAACGUCUCUUUGGCCACUUCAAGUGGUUCCUUGCUCUGCAAUUCUUCUGGGCAGCCCUCGAGGCCGGUCUCGAUCUCCUUCCGCCCUUUUUCCUCCAAAAGAUCCUCGCCUUUAUUGCGGCUAGGGACGAGCAGCGCCGCAACGGCAACUUCGAGGAUGCACAGCCUCUUCACCUCGGCAUCCUCUACGCCUUCGGCAUGUUUGUCGGUCAGGUCUUUGCCUCCAUCUCGGCCUCGCGUGCCCUCUUCCUUGGCAGGCGCAUCUGCAUCCGUCUGCGUGCCAUCCUGAUCACAGAGAUCGUCACCAAGACGCUUCGACGCAAGGAUAUUGGUAGCACAGGCGACAACGACGAGCCCGUCAAGGAUGCAGACGACCAAUCGGACGCGGACGACUCGACUACCCCAGCAAAAAAUGCAAACACCAAGGACACUGACGCUGCAAAGCCAGAUGCGAGCCCCAAGCGCGCUUCCGACGGCCAGGUCGUUAACCUCAUCUCGGUCGACGUCUUCAAAGUAUCGGAGCUCUGCGCCUACCUGCACUUCCUCGCACCGCGUGCACCCUUGGUCAUCGGUCUCUGCCUCAUCUACCUCAUCGUCCUCCUUGGCUGGUCCGCCGUCAUCGGCUUCCUCGUCCUGCUAGCUUCGCUGCCCAUCCAGACGCUCGUCUCGCGCUGGUUCGUCAAGCUGCAGAAGCGCCUGCUCGAGACCACCGACAGGCGUCUCAACUUGGCCACCGAGGUGCUAGGUUGCAUCAAGACGGUCAAGUUCUUUGCCUGGGAGCGCUCCUUCAAUGCGCGCAUGGACGAGGCUCGUCAGCGCGAGCUUCAAGUCCUCGCCACCCGCUACCUCGCCUGGCUCUGCAACACGUUCACCUACAUGGGCACGCCCAUGCUCGUCACUUGUGCUACGUUUGGCGCUCAUACCAAGAUUUUCCACCAGCCUCUCACUGCCGAAAAGGCGUUCACCGCUCUGGCGCUGUUCAACACGCUGCGCAACCCGCUCGACGCGCUUCCAGACAUGAUUGUGCAGAUUCUCAACUCGCUCGUAUCGGUGCGACGUAUCGAUAGCUAUCUGCGCGAGGAGGAGACCCGAAAGUACCAGCAGCUGCUGCGCGACGAAGAAUCUAGCGAUUGGGGUGACGCCGACGGCAGCAGCACCGAAGACGCCACUGCCGCUGCCGAUGACGGAGGCCCACGUACAGGCUCUGUGCCGCCGCGUUCGAGCCGCUUGAUCGGAUUCGAGGAUGCUAGCUUCACCUAUGUUGACGAUGACGCCGAAGUGGACGAAGGCGCUUUCUGCCUUCGCGACGUCAACCUGCGCUUCCCCGUCGGCAAGCUGAGCAUCGUCGCCGGUCCCGUCGGUUCCGGAAAGACCACUCUCCUCUUGUCGCUGCUCGGCGAGACUCGCCAGCUCAGUGGACGCACGUUCAUGCCUUGCCCUGUCGCCCGCGCCACUGCACCGAUCGACCCAGCCACUGGAUUGAGUGAGUCGGUCGCCUACUGCAGUCAGAGCCCGUGGUUGCUCGGCACGACCCUUAAGGAAAACGUGCUGUUUGGCUCUCCCUACGACGAGCGUCGCUACCGUGCCGUCGUCAAGGCGUGCGCUUUAGAGCCUGAUCUCAAAAUCCUCGAGUACGGCGACGAGACCGAGGUGGGUGAAAAGGGCACCUCGUUGUCCGGUGGCCAAAAGGCCCGAAUCGCGCUGGCACGAGCGCUCUAUUCGUCGGCCAAGCAUGUCCUCAUCGAUGAUGCACUCUCGGCCGUCGACAGCCACACGGCCAAGCACCUCUACCGCCAUGCACUCAAGGGCGCGCUCGCCAGGAACCGAACCAUCAUCCUCGUCACGCAUGCCAUCAGCCUAUGCCUCCCGGGUGCCGCCUUCGCUGUGGCCAUGGACAAUGGCAGCGUCGUCGUGGCAGGCACGCCGGACGUCGUCAACGCCUCCGGCGUGUUUUCGGAAGAGGGUGAGGCUCUCCAGUCCAGUCUCAAGGCUGGACGAACAGGCGAGCAGGACAGUGAAGAAAUGACAAUCGAGGAAUUGGCCGCCGGUGGUAGCGACGAAGCCGAGCGCGAGGAAAUGGCCAAAAAGCUCGAAAAGAAAAAGGCUCAUACCAACGAGGAGACCUACAGCUCCGGUGCCGUUGGAACAAAGAACUACGGCCUCUACUUGGGCUCGGUCGCCAGCAAGGCACGAUAUGCAGUGCUGCUCUGGGGCUCACUUCUGAUCUUUUUCUUCGCCGUGCGCCUGCUCGAUAUCGGCUCGGGCGCCUGGCUGAUGCGAUGGGCAAAGUCGCACGACUACCGUGAAGAGGCAGCAGACAUUCGCGUUGCUGCUUCUGCGGUUUCGUACCAGCGUACACCUCGCUUCACCUAUGAGCAGGUGCAGUCCUUUAUGACGACUCCUCUCAUCGACUCGAUCUGGACCCACCGUCCGUCUUUGCUCGGUGGGCUGCGCUUGGAGGACAUUCUGCACCGCUUGCCGGAUCCAUUUGCCGCGACCCACCGUGCUCAGGAUGUCAUGCAGAAUGGAUCCGCGCACGCGCUGUCGAGCCAUAACUAUUACUCUGCCGCCGACGCUUUCAACGGACAGCAGGUGCUCUCGUUGGCGUCAAACGCUCCACUCGGCCAGGAUGGACGCGGCAGUAGCAGCAGUGCAGAUCUGGACACGUACUAUUUGAGCAUCUACCUGGCGAUCUCGCUUGGAUUCAUGACGAUGGCGGUGUUACGCGACGGCUACGAAUUCUUCAUCUCGCUCCGCGCUUCGCGCCGCAUCUAUCGACGACUGACGGACGCCAUCCUGAACGCCAAGCCGCAAUUCUUUGAUCGAACACCCGUGGGCCGCAUCAUGAACCGACUCUCGAAGGACGUUGAGACGGUGGAUCAGGAGAUGGCCGUGUGUAUGCUCUUCCUGCUCGAGUGCACGCUCACCGCAACUGCCAUCUUGACGCUGAUCUGUUGGGCCACUCCGAUCUUCCUCCUGGUUGCGCUGAUCGUGAUCUGCGUCUACACGGUGAUCGGUGCCCUGUACCUGGUUAGCUCGCGCGAUCUCAAGCGCAUCGAGUCGGUGGAACGCUCGCCGAUCUACACGGUGGUGGGUGAGGUGCUCAAUGGUUGCGUCGUCAUUCGCGCGUAUGGCGAUGCUGGACGCUUCACGCGACACUGCCUGCGCCUGGUGGACAAGGCGAACCGCGCGUUCUUUUUCCUGUGGUACGAGAACCGGUGGCUGUCGGUACGUGUCGACAUUGCCGGAGCGUCGGUGGCGUUCCUGUCUGCCGUGUUCCUGCUGCUGCGAACCGACAUCCAGGCGAGUCUGGCCGGGUUUGUGCUGGCGUAUGCCAUCACGUUUGUCGAAUCGGUGCUGUGGAUCGUGCGCAUGUACACGCAGACCGAGAUCAACAUGAACAGCGUCGAGCGCAUCAGCGAGUAUCUUGACCUCGAGCCGGAGCGCCAGUCGGGAGACGAGCCUCCCGCAUACUGGCCGAGCAGCGAGGGCAAGAUCGUGAUCAAGAACCUGGCAGUGCGAUACACGCCCGAGUUCCCCCGGGUGCUGGACGGCAUCAACCUCGAGUUUGCACCACGGGAGAAGGUCGGAAUCGUGGGACGCACGGGAUCGGGCAAGUCGACGCUUGCCCUGUGCUUCUUCCGCUUCCUCGAGGCGGAGCAAGGGUCGAUUGAGAUUGACGGCAUCGACAUCGCCUCAAUCCCCAUCCGCACGCUGCGAGAGAGGCUGACAGUGAUCCCGCAGGAUGCGCAGCUGUUCAGCGGUACGGUGCGAUCCAACUUGGACCCUUUCAACGUGUACGAAGACGGAGAGCUGUGGAUGGCGCUCGAGCGGUGUCGUUUGGCGUCGUUUGCGACGCCAGCCGCGUCGCGCGCCGUUAGUCGUGCCCCGAGCCGUCCUAGCUCGCCCGAGCCCGAGGGACGGGAUGUGAGUCAGCUGGACGAAGAAGUGGUCGCGGACGCCGAAAUGUACGGGCGCACGAACAUCAUCACGUCGCUGGACGCGCCGGUGGAGCAAGGAGGACGCAACUUUUCGGCGGGGCAGAAGCAGCUUCUGGCGCUGGCACGUGGACUACUCAAGCUGCGCGACAGUCGCAUCCUGGUUCUGGACGAAAGCACAGCCAACCUGGACUCGGCCUCGGACGCGCAGAUCCAAAAGACGAUCCGACAAGAGAUGGCGCCGCAAGCGACCAUCAUCACGAUUGCGCACAGGAUCAAAACGAUUGCAGACUACGACAAGAUUGUGGUGCUGGGCAAAGGCAAGGUGGUCGAGUGCGGAACGCCGUUGUCGCUGAUGGAGGACGAGAGGAGCGUGUUCCACUCGAUGUGCGAGCAGAGCGGUGAAAUGGGAGAAUUGCUUCGCAUCGCCAGGGAGGCCGACGCGCAACGGACGUCGUCGUCAUCGCAACAGCAGCAGCAGCAGCAGGCGUCGAUGUCGAGCAGCGCUACAGGCGCCAGCAAUAGCUCUUCGACAGCGGCCUCGUCCAAAUGA